AUGAUUGAUGUGGCUAAGGAACUAGAGGUUCCUUCUUACUUGUUCUUCACUUCCCCAGCUGGGUUUCUAGGGUUCAUGCUUCAUUUGCCAACCCUAGACAAAGAAACAACCACGACUGAGUUUGGUGACUUUAGUAGUGAGCUGGUGAUACCGAGUUUUGUUAAUCCGGUACCCAAGCAAGUGUUACCUUUGGUGAUGCUCAAAAGAAAAGGAGAUGGGUACUUUUGGUUUUUGCAUCAUGCAAAUAGGUAUAGAGAAACAAAGGGCAUUAUCGUGAAUACAUUUGACGAACUUGAACCAUAUGCACUUAAUGUUGUUUCUGAUGGUCGAGGUCCGCCAGUUUAUCCGGUUGGACCAGUCGUUGAUGUCACCGGACCGGAUGACCGGUACUCGGAGAAGGUUGGUCAUGAUACCAUCAUGAAAUGGCUAGAUGAUCAACCUUCAUCUUCUGUGGUAUUUGUGUGCUUUGGAAGCAUGGGAAGUCUUACUGGACCUAAAGUAAGAAAGCUAGCGAUUGGGCUUGAAUGGGCCAAGGUUCGUUUCUUGUGGUCCUUGCGUGAGCCGCCCAAGGCAUUAGGCCUUUCAAGCAAGUAUAUGGAUCUCGAGAAAGCGGUCGAUGACCUUUUAGAACGAAUUAAGUGUUGGGAUGGGCUUGAGAGUGCAUGGUACGGCGUACCAAUUGCUACAUGGCCUAUAUAUGCCGAGCAACAAAUGAAUGCGUUUGAGAUGGUGAAAGAGUUAGAAUUAGCGGUAGGAAUUAAGAUCGAGCAUAGAGAUUACGACGUUUUAGUAACAGCGGAGGAGGUAGAGAGAGCAGUAACAUGCUUAAUGGACGGUGAGGAUCCUGUGAAGAGAAAGGCUAAAGAGAUGAAAGAAAAGAGUAGAAAGGCUGUAAUGGAAAAUGGAUCAUCAUUUACAUCCUUGGCACGCUUGAUUGACGACAUAAUGACCAAUUUUUGA
Messenger RNA from Fragaria vesca subsp. vesca, 960 nucleotides. Its product is annotated as UDP-glucose flavonoid 3-O-glucosyltransferase 6-like. Lineage: Eukaryota; Viridiplantae; Streptophyta; Magnoliopsida; Rosales; Rosaceae. Bases 1 to 960 code for a protein of 319 amino acids. The record is from RefSeq and is a predicted model, not a curated record. The transcript is spliced from 2 exons.